AUGAGGAUCCACAGCCUCACCCUGCUGUCCUUUCUCCUUCUGGCCACUCGGGUGCUCUUCAUGCAUGUCCAAAAGGGAGUAAAAAUAGGACAGGGAAGUGCACCAGACGUCGAUCAUUGGGUCAUUCUGGGACCCACUGGGCAUGGGGCAAAAGAGCAGCCUUCUGAGUUCCUGCAAAUUGGUGACUUUACCACCAGUGAUCAAGCCAAGUGCAAGUGGGGUAUGCUUGGGAAGGGAGAGGGCAUCGCUCAGGUAAAGGUCGACUGCACUCAAAACAACAAUCAGUUCUCCUGUAUCUUUGAGGGCAACCCAACCUCAUGCCUUCAGUCUUUGGAGAAUAGCAUUCACUACUGGAGACAAGUAGUUGGGAGCCUGAGACUCCAGAAAGACCUCUGUAGGGACUCCACUGCCAUCUUGACAACCGAUGUGUGUGGUAGCAAGUUUGAGGAAUCCAAACUCAAGCUGGUGAGCUCCACUCUACUCAACCACUAG
Messenger RNA from Galeopterus variegatus (Sunda flying lemur), 492 nucleotides. Its product is annotated as fibroblast growth factor-binding protein 1-like. Lineage: Eukaryota; Metazoa; Chordata; Mammalia; Dermoptera; Cynocephalidae. Gene Ontology annotation, molecular function: growth factor binding. The transcript has a single exon. The record is from RefSeq and is a predicted model, not a curated record. Gene Ontology annotation, biological process: cell-cell signaling. The coding region runs from base 1 to 492 and encodes 163 amino acids.